Suillus subalutaceus is the source of this 2907-nucleotide messenger RNA. RefSeq lists its product as uncharacterized. The transcript is spliced from 9 exons. Lineage: Eukaryota; Fungi; Basidiomycota; Agaricomycetes; Boletales; Suillaceae. Gene Ontology annotation, molecular function: protein binding. The coding region runs from base 1 to 2907 and encodes 968 amino acids. The record is from RefSeq and is a predicted model, not a curated record.
AUGCCAAGCUUCGUACCUGGUCACUUCGAUGAAUACCCUUCACCCUCGGGAGAAGAGUCGAGCCACCCAGAAUGCCCCCAGGACCCAGGGCAGACAAACCUCGUGAUCAGUGAAAUGCUACAAGUCGCCAUCAAUACAAUUCUGACGACACUUUAUUUCGUCAUUACUCUGCUGUUUCGUUUCGCGACGGACCCCGUGCCAGGCCCACUCGAUGAAACCCUUCAAGCCUUGAAUGGUGAGCCAAGCCACUUAGAACCCCAGGACCCGGGACAGACACAGAUCACUGAGAUGCAACAAGUCGUCAUUACUGCCAUUCAAGCAACUUUCCAUAUCGACAAUUCCAUUCGCGCACCUGAUCUUGUUACAAGCAACAAACUCGUACACUGCGUUGAUCAGGCUGUCAUCGAAUGGAACGAGUGCAUACUUCUGCCGUGCGAGCCAUCUUCUAAACUUCGGGUCAGUGUGUAUGCCUCAUUUGAACUGGGUCCCAUGCUCUGUCAUGGAGAAGUCCUUGGCACAUUUGAUAGUUUCAUUGGAGAAUUACUGAACCGCAGUGAAAAGCCACAUCCUAUCAUCUUUCAGCCCGAGCAGGAGGAAGUCAUGUUUUCGUGCACUUCAUUGUUUAUGACAGUGGAGCGACGUCCUGAUGAAAAUGAUGCCACAGUUCUUUGCCCCCUUACUACCUUUAUGUCUGACGAUAUGCGUGCAUUGACGGAUGCCGGACAUGGUCUUCUCGCACAAUACCGCAGAACGCAGAAUCGUAAGGAUCUCGACCAAUCCAUACAGCACUUUGAACAUGCCUUGGAUAUCUGCCCCAUGGAUCAUCCAUGUCGUCCUGCAGCACUGGUCAAUCUAGCUACCGCAAAGUUUGUUAGUUGCCAGACUAAUGGAACGAACCCUGACCUCGACGUCCCUAUCUCCAUCUUUCAAGACACCCUUGAUUUACGUCCCACUGGUCAUCCAGACCGACCUGUCACCCAGCUCCAUCUUGCCAUUGCUCUGCUGUCUCGCUUCACGAAACAGGGAUUUCAGAAGGAUGUUGAUGUGGCUGAAGAGUUACUGUGCGAAGUCCUCAAUGUCUGCCACGAUGACAGCCACAUUUACAGAACAGCUUUACUUGCAAUGGAAAUAUCUGCUCUGCAUCAGGCUGGAAGCUUCGAUGCAAGUGAUCUCGGGCAGGAGUGGCCCGCUGCAUUAUCGCAGGAUCAACUUGCCGAUCGAGCAGAGCGGUGUUUGCAGGGAGAUGCAUCCUGUCCCUUAGAUAAAGUGAUAUCCUUUCAUUAUGACGCACUGGGAGACUACAACACCGAGCAUACUUUCCGAGGGCAAUUGCUAGGUAAUCUGAGCGUAAUGCUGCAAACUUGCUUUGAACGUCAAGGCAAUGACGAAGACUUGGACCAGGCUAUCACAUUUCAGAGGGAAGCACUGGUUUUGCGCCCGGUCGGUCACACAGAUCGGUCCAUGUCAUUAAAUAACCUUGUGAAUCAACUCUCCACCCGCUUUGACCACCGAGGCAACGACGAGGACUUGGAUCAGGCUAUCGUACUUUACAGGGAAGCGCUGGCUUUGCGCCCAGUCGGUCACACAUAUUGCACCGGGGGCAACGACGAAGACUUGGACCAGGCUAUCAAAUUCCAUAUGGAAGCACUGGCUUUGCGCCCAGUCGGUCACACAGAUUGGCCAACAUCAUUCAAUAACAUUGCGAUUCAACUCUCCACCCGCUUUGAGCACCAAGGCAACGACAAAGACUUGGAUCUGGCUAUCACACUUCACAGGGAAGCGCUGGCUUUGUUCCCGGUCGGUCACACAUAUCGGUCCUCGUCAUUAAAUAAUCUUGCGGUUCAACUCUCCACCCGCUUUGACCACCGAGGCGACGAUGAAGACUUGGAUCAGGCCAUCGCACUUCACAGGGAAGCGCUGGCUGUUAACCUUGCGGAUCAACUCUUCACCCACUUUGCCCACCAAAGCAAUAGAGAAGACCUCGACGAGUCACGAGAGAACCUACGCUGUGCAUUGACUAUGUUCACGCAACAUGAUCCUCGUCAAGUAAAUGCCCAUUUAUCGCUCGCUGCCGUCCAUCUAUUAUUCCAUCAUUCAGGGUUUGACGACACCGGCGUGGGCGAAGAUACUGACAGUCUGAAUGCUGCCAUGCAUCAUCUCAAGGCAGCAGUAAAUGUUGUCUCUGCAGGUUUCCUGCUUCGCCUGAAAGCCAGUCUGCGCUGGGUUCGCUAUGUUCGUCAAUAUUCACAUGAUACUGAACUGGAACUGGAUGCCCAUGCAACUUCCAUGCAACUUCUUGACACUUAUAUGUCCACGACAGCUUCAGUAUCAUCUCGUCAUCAUAUCAUGCAGGACUUCCCAAGUACACUUGCUGUGGACGCUGCAUCGUGUGCUGUUCGUAGUGGUGACGUGUGUCGCGCUGUUGAAUUGUUGGAACAAGGCAGGACUAUCAUCUGGACCCAGAUGACACGACUCCGCACACCUCUUGACAGCCUCCAAACACGUGACAAUCACGCAGCGGCCCUGGUGGAGAAAUUCAGAGACCUCAGCUCCCUCCUCGAUAAAUCUCCUGUGAACUAUCCAGAAGCAACCCCAAGAGUCGAUGUAGAAGCAGAAGAAACCUGGUACAGAUGUUUGGUGAAGGACUGGAACAGAGCUGUAGAAGAGAUCCGGAAGAUCGAGGGCUUCUCUCGCUUCCUCCUUCCCCCCGUAUUCACCGAUCUUCAACAUGCAGCUCGUGAUGGGCCUGUCAUCGUGCUCAUCGCAAGUGAGUCGUCUUGCGAUGCCAUUGUUAUCCCACACAAGCAACCUCCGACUAGCAUUCAACUCCCUACCAAUCUUGAGAAACUCCAGGCUUUGGUGGUCAAACUCCAACGCACAAGUAAACCAUCGCUGAAAAAGCCUUGA